Messenger RNA from Tarenaya hassleriana, 1251 nucleotides. Its product is annotated as U2 small nuclear ribonucleoprotein B'' 2. Bases 315 to 1004 code for a protein of 229 amino acids. Gene Ontology annotation, molecular function: U1 snRNA binding. The transcript is spliced from 5 exons. The record is from RefSeq and is a predicted model, not a curated record. Gene Ontology annotation, biological process: mRNA splicing, via spliceosome. Gene Ontology annotation, cellular component: U1 snRNP; U2 snRNP. Lineage: Eukaryota; Viridiplantae; Streptophyta; Magnoliopsida; Brassicales; Cleomaceae.
CCCAGAGUCAUUUUUGCCCUAACCCUAAUGUCCUCCUCUUUCUUCGCCUCCUCACUCCUAUCUCCUCCGUCGGCUGAAAAACAUUUCCUCUGAGUUCCGUUUAUCUUCGAUUUCCGACAUGUUCUCCGUCGCUUUUCUUCAUUUUCCCGUCGUCUUUGUCUAGUUCCAUUUAUUUCUACUUGAAUCUCCGUCGAUUUCCUUCGCUUUCGUCUCGAAUCAUCGUUGUUUCCCUUCGUUUAAAAGCCGGAUCGAUUCAUUGAUUUUUCUCUCAGGUCCAUUGCCGUCGUCUCCGUCUUCGUUGAGCUGAUACGAAGAUGCUGACGGGUGAUAUACCGCCAAAUCAGACAAUCUACAUCAAAAACCUCAAUGAGAAGAUCAAUAAAGAGGAAUUCAAGAGAUCUCUUUACUGUUUAUUCUCUCAGUUUGGGAGGAUAAUUGACGUGGUCGCGUUGAAAACUCCAAAGCUCCGGGGACAAGCAUGGGUUGUAUUUACUGAAGUCACAGCUGCCAGUAAUGCUGUUCGGCAGAUGCAAAACUUUCCAUUCUAUGAUAAGCCAAUGAGGAUACAAUACGCUAAAACUAAAUCAGAUUCCGUUGCUAAAGCCGAGGGUACUUUUGUUCCAAGAGACAAGAAGAAGAAGCAAGAAGAGAAAGCUGACAAGAAGCGACGUGCUGAAGAAACUCAACAAUCAAGCAUGCCUAACGGUGCAAAUUCUCAGAAUGGAGGCCGCACACCUUCGUUCCAGCCGAAUGGGCAAGAAUCGGCUGCACCAAACAACAUACUCUUCGUUCAGAAUCUUCCGGCCGAGACGACAAGUAUGAUGCUUCAGCUGCUCUUCAAACAGUACCCGGGAUUCAAGGAGAUAAGAAUGAUCGAAGCGAAACCGGGGAUUGCGUUUGUGGAGUAUGAGGACGAUGUUCAGUCGUCCAUGGCCAUGCAAGCUCUUCAGGGUUUCAAGAUCACUCCCCAGAACCCAAUGGUCAUCUCUUUCGCCAAGAAGUGAGACCAAACCAGGGUUUCGUCCAUGGCCUGCUGGUUGUAGUGAUUAUGGAUUAAGCAGCUUGUGUAUUAACUCUGCCCUGUUUGGUUUGCGUAGCGAUUAAGCUGUUAUAUUUUCAAACAGACAAACUAGAGAACUGAUCAGAAGUCUUAUCUGUUUGAACCAGGCUGAAUCAGAAAAAACCGAUCCAUUCCAUUUGGUUAACGGUUUGACUGGUAGGAACCCAAACGGUCGGUACACUAGAUUGGCC